Messenger RNA from Pseudogymnoascus destructans, 510 nucleotides. RefSeq lists its product as uncharacterized. NCBI's taxonomy places the organism in Eukaryota, Fungi, Ascomycota, Leotiomycetes, Thelebolales, Thelebolaceae. The transcript has a single exon. The record is from RefSeq and is a predicted model, not a curated record. Bases 1 to 510 code for a protein of 169 amino acids.
AUGUACUUCCCCUACCCCCAGUUCUUCACCUCCUCCUCCUCCGCCACCUCCUCAGCAGCAUCGUCAGCAGCUUCAUCACCUACAUCCUCCGCCCCCUCAACGCCGCGCUCACACCCAACAUCCUACCACGCCACCUCUCCCUACCAAUCCUCCACCACCUCCGCAUCACCAAUCUCCAUCUCCUCCCCCUGCGCCUACCCAUCCUGGCCUACGCGGCCAUCUCUCCAAUCCUCAUCCCGCCAUGAAAACGCACCCUUCGCACACACAGCCGCUUCAAGCUACCUCGACGACGACGAUCUGAGUCCGUUGGAUGAGGGGGAAGAGGAGUUGUUACUCGCACAGACGCGGCCGACGAGGUCGCUGGUGGAUACGAGAGCGAUCCGCGAGGCGCUGUUGGAGGAGGGCGCCAGGAAGAAGGCGAGGAAGCUGAAGGUUGUGCGUAGGAGGGGGAGUGGAGGGAGUGAGAGGGGGAAGUUGAGUACGAUUGUUGAGGGGAGUUAUGUUGGGUAG